AUGAAAUUAUAUCUUCUAUUACUGAAUUGUUUAAUUUUUGGUAAUUUAAGAGGUGCCCAAAGCAGGAAUAUCCCGUAUAAAGAAGACGCAGGAGGCGUUUCCGAAGAAGCGAUAAGGAAACUAAAAGAAAUUAAAAAACUCGAGUUGGAUAUCUUGAAGGACUUCAUGAAACAGGACACGACGCAUUCGGAUAUGUACAAGAGAUACCACUGCAUCGCCAGUGACUAUAUUUCUGAUAAUCUGAAAGGAAGUAAUCCGAAGGAGACGAUUCCAAAUAAUCUUUCAGAAGAAAACAAAAGGGAGGGACCAAAAUUGGCAAAAGGAGGGGAAAAGUCAGGGAAAAGUUUCAUAGAAAAAAUUGUAUCCUUUGUAUCAAUUUUUAGAUACGAUAACGUAAGUAAUAUUUAUUCUGAGUAUGUCCAGAAAAGUUUUCCGAAAGAAAGGGAGAGCGCUGAUAAUGGAAAUGGUGGAGAUGCCAUAUAUAAGGAAGAAAAAACUGAUAUAGGAAAAAAACAAAACUCAAGCUCCUACGUACAAUUAUCAGGAUUAAGUUUAAUGAAAAAAAAUAUGUUUUUGGGUGGCAAGGACAAUUCUAGUGAACAUUUCGAGGUGGGAAAUUUAGGUUCCUUUUACAUGAUUUUUGGGGCUCGUAAUACUGAUUAUCCUUGGGCAUGCUCGUGCGAUCCUCUUCAAUUAAUAGAUUACAAAGAGAAAAAGAGGAACUACGUUUUGUGCAGCAACCAAGUGGACAUGUCUAUACAGAACGCCGACUUGUUUUGUAACCCUAAGAAUUCCUCUGGCUACUUUUACUUGUCCUACAUUUUCAUGUUUCUCAUUGUGAUCGUGUGCUUUUAA
Molecule: messenger RNA, 855 nt
Organism: Plasmodium knowlesi strain H
Lineage: Eukaryota; Apicomplexa; Aconoidasida; Haemosporida; Plasmodiidae
Product: conserved protein, unknown function
Exons: 3
Coding region: 1-855 (284 amino acids)
Source: RefSeq, a predicted model, not a curated record